Molecule: messenger RNA, 2702 nt
Organism: Nymphaea colorata (pocket water lily)
Lineage: Eukaryota; Viridiplantae; Streptophyta; Magnoliopsida; Nymphaeales; Nymphaeaceae
Product: endoplasmin homolog
Exons: 15
Coding region: 88-2526 (812 amino acids)
Biological process (GO): protein folding
Molecular function (GO): ATP binding; ATP hydrolysis activity; ATP-dependent protein folding chaperone
Source: RefSeq, a predicted model, not a curated record
CUCCCUCUCUCCCUCCCCGCCCAGUGGGCUUCGCUCGAUCGAUCGCUCGACACUCUCUCUCUCCGCGAGAGACACACCUGAGAUACCAUGAAGUGGAGGAUUCCCGCUGCUCUGCUCCUCCUCUUGCUCCUCUCCCUGCUUCCGGAUCAAGGGCGACAUUUGCAUGCGAAUGCGGAGGAGAACGAGGCCUCGGAUGGGGCCGUGAAUCCGCCGAAGGUGGAGGAGAAAAUCGGGGCGAUUCCUGACGCUUUAUCUACUGAUUCCGAAGUUGUUCAAAGGGAGUCGGAGUCGAUUUCCCGAAAAACCUUGCGGAGCAAUGGAGAGAAGUUUGAGUUCCAGGCCGAGGUCUCCAGGCUCAUGGACAUUAUCAUUAACUCCUUGUACAGUAACAAGGAUAUUUUCUUGAGGGAACUCAUCUCCAAUGCUUCUGAUGCGCUGGACAAGAUCAGGUUCCUUUCCCUCACAGACAAGGAGGUCUUGGGUGAAGGAGAGAACACCAAGCUCGAAAUCCAGAUUAAGUUGGACAAAGAGAAAAAGUUGUUGUCUAUUCGCGACCGAGGAAUUGGAAUGACAAAAGAAGAUCUCAUCAAGAACUUGGGUACCAUAGCUAAGUCAGGGACUUCAGCUUUUGUUGAGAAAAUGCAGACUGGAGGUGACUUGAAUUUGAUCGGUCAGUUUGGAGUUGGGUUCUACUCGGUCUACCUCGUUGCCGACUAUGUUGAGGUCAUUAGCAAACAUAAUGAUGAUAAGCAGUAUGUAUGGGAAUCUAAAGCAGAUGGACAAUUUGCAGUAUCAGAAGAUACAUGGAAUGAACCACUUGGUCGUGGGACAGAGAUCAGGUUGCAUCUGAGGGAAGAAGCUAGCGAAUACUUGCAGGAGGAGAAACUGAAGGAGCUUGUGAAAAGAUAUUCUGAAUUCAUCAACUUCCCUAUAUACCUCUGGGCAAGCAAAGAAGUUGAUGUAGAGGUUCCAGCUGAUGAAGAUGAGUCUGCUGAUGAAGAGACAACUGAAAGCAGCAGCUCUGAGGAGGAAGAAGUUGAAGAUGAAGAUGCUGAAAAGAAGCCAAAGACGAAAACAGUGAAGGAAACUACUUAUGAAUGGGAGCGUUUGAAUGAUGUCAAAGCUAUAUGGUUACGUAGUCCAAAGGAGGUGUCUGAAGAAGAAUACACGAAAUUUUAUCAGUCAAUUGCAAAGGACUUUAGCGAUGAGAAGCCACUAUCGUGGAGCCACUUUACAGCUGAAGGAGAUGUGGAGUUCAAGGCUGUUUUAUUUGUGCCUCCUAAGGCUCCUCAUGACCUGUAUGAGAGCUACUAUAACAACAAGUCAAACUUAAAGCUCUAUGUCCGGCGUGUAUUCAUCUCUGAUGAAUUUGAUGAACUUCUGCCAAAAUACCUUAACUUCUUGAAGGGCCUUGUUGACUCCGACACUUUGCCACUCAACGUUUCACGUGAAAUGCUCCAACAACACAGCAGUUUGAAAACUAUCAAGAAGAAACUCAUCCGCAAGGCUCUUGACAUGAUCCGUCGGAUUGCUGAUGAGGAUCCUGAUGAAUCAAAUGAAAAGGAGGAAACAGAUGCUGCAGCGGACUCUGAGAACAAUGAUAAAAAGGGCCAGUAUGCAAAAUUCUGGAAGGAGUUUGGCAAAUCUAUCAAACUUGGCAUUAUUGAGGAUGCAUCUAACAGGAACCGACUUGCAAAACUUCUCAGAUUUGAAAGUACAAAGUCUGAAGGCAAGCUUGCUUCGCUAGAUCAGUACAUAUCAAGAAUGAAGCCUGGACAGAAGGAUAUAUUCUAUCUAACAGGCUCUAGCAAGGAGCAGCUAGAGAAAUCACCAUUCCUCGAGAGGUUAACAAAGAAGGGCUACGAGGUCAUCUACUUCACGGAUCCAGUGGAUGAGUAUCUUAUGCAAUACUUGAUGGACUAUGAAGAUAAGAAGUUCCAAAAUGUGUCCAAGGAGGGUCUGAAACUAGGAAAAGAAUCAAAGGACAAGGAUCUCAAAGAAUCCUUCAAAGAAUUGACUAAGUGGUGGAAAGACGCUCUUUCAAGCGAAGGUGUCGACAGUGUAAAAGUUAGCAACCGAUUGGACCAGACCCCUUGUGUGGUGGUUACAUCCAAGUAUGGAUGGAGUGCCAACAUGGAGAAGAUCAUGCAAUCACAAACCCUUUCAGAUUCUAGCAGGCAGGCAUAUAUGCGUGGCAAGCGAGUACUUGAGAUCAACCCCAGGCAUCCUAUUGUCAAGGAACUGAGGGAGAGAAUUGCCAACGAUCCCCAGGACGAGAGUGUGAAGCAGACGGCAAAGCUCAUGUACCAGACUGCCUUGAUGGAGAGUGGUUUCAUGCUGAGUGACCCGAAGGAUUUUGCCUCCAGAAUCUAUGACUCUGUGAAACGGAGUCUCAAUGUCAAUCCCGAGGCGACUGUAGAAGAGGACAACGAUGUGGAGGAAGAGGCAGAAGCUGAUGUCAAAGAGGAAAAAUCAAAGACUGAUGGAGAUGAUAUGGAGCCAGAAGACCUCAAAGAUGAGUUGUAGCUUGUUAGUAGAUUAGCUGUUUCUCCUCGGUAAUUUUGAUAGCCCAUAGAUUUGUUGAACCAUCCAAGUCUCGAGUAGGCGAGUAUUAACCCAACUGUACGAGUGCCAUUGGGCAGCCAAGAAUUUUUAUGGUGGUUUGAAAGAUUUACACCAAGUAAAAUUUCUGCUGUUGGACA